UCUUUACUUAGGUAGAAUAAUAGAAAUGGGUGAAUACAAAAUGGAAGAGAGUGAAGAAGAAGCGUUGUGUCGAUCAUAUCCUACCUCUUUCUACUUCGUGCAGAGCCCAUCAACUGUUUCGCAUGCCAACAGCAAUAAUCACCCACCUCGUCUAACCUAUUCCUCCUCUGGAGGAUCCAACAACACCACCUCCUCACAUUUCAACCAUAUCAAGAACCAAGAUCUACAUCUUAAACAGGAGGAGGAUAAGGAUGAAGAGAUCUUGCAUUAUGAAAACAAUCAAGCUGGUUGGAUUCAGUAUUUUUCCUUCAAUUAUUCCAACUCGGGGACUUGGAUUUUCAUGCAAUUGAGUUGGAGAUUUUUGGUUAGUCUCAUCAUUGCUCUGCUUGUUUUCUACGUUGCUGCUAAGCCGCCACACCCCACCCUUUCCCUUAAGGUUGCAGGAGUUAGACAAUUUAGGUUAGGAGAGGGAGUAGAUGCCUCUGGUGUGACAACUAAGUUACUCAGCUGCAAUUUCUCCAUUGAUUUUAUAAUAGACAACCAAUCCAAGCUCUUUUCCCUUCACAUCCACCCUCCAAUCAUCAAAUUAAUAUUUGGCCGUCUCACUUUUGCAACCUCACAGAUACAGGGAAGAGAAUUUUAUGCUGGGAGUGAUGAUUUGACAAUGCUGAGGUUUAAUGUUGGAACAAAAAAUAAGGCCAUGUAUGGUGCAGGGAGAAACAUGCAAGAUUUUCUGGAAUCUGAACAAGGGCUGCCUUUGGUAAUAAGAGUGAGCUUGAGAUCAAGAUUCAAUGUGAUUUGGGGGAUUUUUGAACCCAAAUAUCAUCAUGAAGCUCAAUGUUUGGUGCUCCUAAAUGAUAAUUAUGAUAAGAAACAUAGGACCCAAGUCUACAACAGCACUUGUAUAAUUAAUUCCUAGCAAUUUGGUUUGUGUGUUAAGACUUAUUUUCUAUAGUCUAUAUAUGCUACACUUUAUGUGUGCGUUACAUAGUAGCAUAUGCAGGGUAAAGCAUUGAGAUGCCCCUUGGUGAUGUGUUAUGUAAUUGUAAUUUUUGUAGUAAUUGGGUAUCUAAUUACUAUUCAA
Molecule: messenger RNA, 1084 nt
Organism: Salvia hispanica
Lineage: Eukaryota; Viridiplantae; Streptophyta; Magnoliopsida; Lamiales; Lamiaceae
Source: RefSeq, a predicted model, not a curated record